CUGUGCAGUCUGCAAACAUUGCAUCUUAAUUCAUGUCAACGUCUGAUGUUCUUUCCUCCGUACCUAAAUUUUCCUGCACUGAGGCUGUUGAAAAUAUGGCAUUGCACGGCUCUGACAUGUCUGCCUGGAUUAAAGAUGAUGGAAUCCCUUGAAAAAUUAGAAAUAAUCGAAUGUCCUCAAUUCUCACUAUCGCUAGACCACAAUUUGCCAUGCAAACUUCACUUCUUGCUCAUAAGCAACUGCCCCAAGAUCUUGUGCUUGCCUGGGCUGGAACAACUUUUCUCCCUUAGAAACCUAAGAAUAUUUGAGUGUCCCGAGCUUCUGCUCCCACCACCAGAUCAACUUCCCUUCACGCUUCAAGUUCAACUAGAACUUUUUAACAGCCCAAAGCUCAUAGACUGGUGUCAAAGAUAUAACAUACCUUAUAAUAAUAAGGAAUCACACAAAGAACUAUUUGUUAGGAGCAGUGAGCAGAUCAAGCUAUGGCUUGAGGAAAAAUAUACAUUCUUUGAAAACAUAUGUGUUUUGGACUACGAUGAGGCUAUUCUUGAAACAGAUAAAUGGCCCGCUUUUCGACUCUUGGGCUUGUACAUUUGCUCCUGUGUUCAUUUGAAGUCUAUCUCAUUGAGGAAAAAUUUCAUUAGUCUAAAGCAACUAAGGAUAUGGGAUUGCUCCCAUCUGAAAGAGCUUUUUGCGCUAGAAAGGGUCACCACUCUGCAAGACGUGAAUAUAAGCAGCUGUCCAAACCUCGUUUUUCUUGGACGGUUUCCCAAUGGCCUUCAAUCGUUGACCAUUGAUAGAUGCAAUAAGCUUAACUUUUUGAACUGUAGGGAAAUGAAUCUAUCUUCACUUGAGAUUUCUUUCUGCUCAACUCUGAAACUUUUAACAGGACUGCAAGUCCAAGUCUUCCUCCAUUUCUUAAAAAUAAGCAACUGUCCUCAACUUCGUCUCUAUAAUGAAUUGCUUCCAGAUAUGUUGAAUCCCAACAAUGUCGAAAUCAGUGCAUGCCCACAACUACGAGAAUGGUGCCAAAACCAAGAUGUUGCCUACAUAUAAUAGCAAGUAAGGCUGAGUUUGUAACUAACAGUACAGAGCUCACCAAAUUAAAUCUCAGCUUUGCUUUGCAAGACAAAUCAGAGCUUGCUUCAACGUGGAUGUAUAUAUGGCUUCCUGUAAUGAAAGUUAGCUUGGGGUGCAUUCCAGUUUGUUUUUCAGAGUUUAGGAUUUUCUUUCUUGUUAUAUCAUUUUAUGUGAUAUAAGAAAUAUUGUUGUAAUUAAUAACUCUUAUCUAUUGAUUAUUUCUUUUUUGUAGAACCACAAAA
Dendrobium catenatum is the source of this 1322-nucleotide messenger RNA. RefSeq lists its product as uncharacterized. The coding region runs from base 46 to 1056 and encodes 336 amino acids. The record is from RefSeq and is a predicted model, not a curated record. The transcript is spliced from 2 exons. Lineage: Eukaryota; Viridiplantae; Streptophyta; Magnoliopsida; Asparagales; Orchidaceae.